This is a messenger RNA of Nymphaea colorata (pocket water lily), 1727 nucleotides long. RefSeq lists its product as uncharacterized. Gene Ontology annotation, biological process: regulation of DNA-templated transcription; chloroplast organization. NCBI's taxonomy places the organism in Eukaryota, Viridiplantae, Streptophyta, Magnoliopsida, Nymphaeales, Nymphaeaceae. Gene Ontology annotation, cellular component: chloroplast. The record is from RefSeq and is a predicted model, not a curated record. Gene Ontology annotation, molecular function: double-stranded DNA binding. The coding region runs from base 217 to 1476 and encodes 419 amino acids. The transcript is spliced from 3 exons.
GACUGUGGGAAAUGUUAGGUCCAACACAACGCGCCUUCUUUUCUUUUUGACAACGAGCGGAGCCUCUAGUCGGAACGAAGGGAUAUCGCAGUCUCUCCGGCUGCCGCCGUUGAGUAGUACAGAUCGGAGAAGUUUUCUACUUCGUCUUGUCUUGAUCUCGUGUGCUUUCUUCUUCUCUAGUUCUGUUGUUCUUUUUUGGAUUUCGUCGUUGUUUAAAUGGUUGGUGGUCGGGGAGUGAUGAAUCUCGUUCGUUACAGCCAUUUUAUCAGAAAUGUGCAGAAUCCCACCGUUAUUGUCUCAUUCUGGGGGCGUUUGCAAUCGUCAUUUACUACCACCAUCAACCAUGACAAAGAUCCCUCUUCCUCUGCAUCAUUUGACGACUACCCGUCAUCGGAAUUGGUGGGUUACCUGGUGAGCUCGUGUGGGUUACCUUCAGAAGCAGCCGCAGGCAUAUGCAGGAAGUUAGGAAGCAGGGCUAGCGUUCAAAAAGCGAGGAUGAUAAUCGAUUUCUUAAAGGAGAGCGGUGUCUCGGACGUCCAUGUCAGGAAAGCAAUCACUAUUAGUCCCAUAUUGCUGUCAUCCGAGCUAGAGAAGACGGUGAAGCCCAAGGUGAGGGCCUUCCUCGAUUGGGGCUUCUCUGCCCGUGAUGUUGGUCAGAUCAUAUCGAUGAAUUAUCGUAUCCUGAGGUCAAGUCUCGAGAAGAAGAUCAUGCCCGUAGUUUCUGAGCUGAGAGCCUUCCUCCCCAAUGACAAGAGGGCGUUUGUUUCUAUGAAGAAUUUCUUCUUCUGCUCGCUUCUGGGUCAUGAUGUGGAGAAAAGUAUAGGGACCAAUCUGUCGGCUCUGCGAAGGCUAGGCGUCGCAGACCGCUCUUUGUCGACCCUUUUAAUACAUUGGCCGAUGCUACUGGGUAGGAAGCCAUGCGCGUUAGAGAAGAUGGUGGAGAGGGUUAAGGAAUUGGGGAUAGAUAAGGAUUCCCUUAUGUUCCCCUACGCGUUGUUUACCGUCUCCACAAUGACGAAGCCGGUGUGGGAUGCCAAAGUCGACGUGCUGAAGGGAGCCGGAUGGACUCAGGAGAACAUUCUUCUAGCGUUUAACAAGUACCCGCUCUUCAUGACCAUCUCCGCGAGCAAUCUGAAGAAAAAAUUGGAGUACUUUGACCAGGAACUCGGUUUCAAACCUUCCCGACUCGCCGCGAACCCGACUCGCUUGUUGUUCAGCAUAGAGAAGAGGGUGACGCCUCGGCUGGCUGUGAGGAAGAUCUUGAUUUCUAAGAAGGAUUCUUGGUGGAUGAAGUUUGUAGUUGUAAUUUUGGUGCACCCAACCUCUUGGGAUGAGUUAGGCGAGAAAGAUCAGAGCUUUGGGGCAAUCAGUAGUGGACUUCAUAUAGGCUUGCUUGUUUCAUUCUGGCACCAAUUGCGCAUUUGGGCCCACAUGCAGCUGUUGGAAAGGUGCUGUGGUGUGAAUCCUUGUGGAUAAGUUGUCAUCAAGCCGAUAAAACAAGAAGUUUUCUUCUCUUGCUUUGCAGGUAAGAAGCUGCAUAUGGAGACGCAUAAUUUUGUGAGGCUAGCUCGACAUACAGUUUUUCAUACUUCUAGUUAUUCAGCUCAUCAGUAUUCAGCAUAUAAUUAUGUAAACUAGCGGUUGAUAAUGUUAAGGACCAGCAUCAGGUUUUCUCCAAAAGCUGUAGCUUAAUAAGCGCUUGAUAUACACAUUUUUCUUUGCUCUUA